CAUUUCCCACACACACACACACCACACUGAGUUAUUGAUCCAAGCAUUUGACUCGGACGAUCCGACCUUCCCCAAUAGUCAACAACAUGACCGAAGAAGACAAACCCAGAAACCACCACCACCACCACCCCCCUCCGCCGCAGCCCCAACCGUUUACACCUCAGUAUGGCACCUUCCAAGGUGUCUCCAACUACCCUCCUCCUCCGCCGGAGUCUCACCCCGCCAUCGGCUUCCCUCACCCCGUUCCGCCGCCCGGCGCCGUCGACUCCUCCGCCCCUCCUCCGCCGUAUUACCCUCAUGGGUACCAAGCAGUUCCCGGUUAUGCUGUUGCUGAAGGCAGACCUGUAAGAGAGCGUCGCCUUGGUUGCUGUGGUCUUGGUUGCGGCUGGUGUCUGUUUAUAUUAGGUUUCUUUCUUGCUGCCAUUCCAUGGUAUGUUGGGGCGAUAAUUAUGCUUUGUUCCAGAGUAGACUAUCGAGAGAAACCUGGAUAUAUUGCUUGUAUGGUAGCUGCUGUUCUGGGGACAAUUGCAAUUAUUCUUGGUGUGACAAAGGGAGCAGAUGCCUGGUAAUCUUCAUGUUAAGAGUUGUAAAGUUUACUAGAUGAGUGUGUAUGUAAAGUGUGCCAGUUGCUGGAAAUUAUGUGCGAGUGCAAUUUAUGUUUUCAUCGAGAACUGCUACCAUAAGUAUUUUGUAUUGUUUGAUUUGUUAAAACGGUUAUCCUGGUCCCGACUAAAGUUAUGCGAGGCAACACUUUAUGUGCUUUAUCAAUAUUUAUAUGAAACAUUUUUAUAUGGGUUAACAUUCAUAACUAAUAUACUAUACUACCACCCCUCCCUGUUCUAAA
Molecule: messenger RNA, 844 nt
Organism: Abrus precatorius (Indian licorice)
Lineage: Eukaryota; Viridiplantae; Streptophyta; Magnoliopsida; Fabales; Fabaceae
Product: 60S ribosomal protein L18a-like protein
Exons: 4
Coding region: 87-569 (160 amino acids)
Source: RefSeq, a predicted model, not a curated record